AAUAUAUGGAUCUUCGAAUGUUUGCUUCUGAUUGGUUAGAGGUUCUUAUAAAUUCUAAAGCUGAGGGAAACUCUGAUCAUCGUGGUAUAAUCUUUGAUCUUCGAGUAUUAUCAUUGGCUGGAUUU
Molecule: messenger RNA, 125 nt
Organism: Racocetra persica
Lineage: Eukaryota; Fungi; Glomeromycota; Glomeromycetes; Diversisporales; Gigasporaceae
Source: the annotation of a GenBank genome assembly